Messenger RNA from Lates calcarifer (barramundi perch), 5874 nucleotides. It is a transcript of the gene ankrd13b, whose product is annotated as ankyrin repeat domain 13B. The record is from RefSeq and is a predicted model, not a curated record. Lineage: Eukaryota; Metazoa; Chordata; Actinopteri; Centropomidae. The transcript has 15 exons. Bases 819 to 2759 code for a protein of 646 amino acids. Gene Ontology annotation, cellular component: cytoplasm. Gene Ontology annotation, molecular function: protein binding.
GCUCAUUUAUAGCCUCGGUAGCUUUCAAUAUAUUAAACACACAAAUAUACGCAACAUUUUCUGUGGCUAUUAGGCCUAUCAUCAUCAUCAUUAGUGCAGUUUGUAUUUGUAUAUGUCAUAUACAUAGCAACACACAGUAGUCCGAAUAUUGACAAAAAAGAAAACAAAAAAGGAUUUAAAUUUUAAAAUUAAAUUAAAUAGUAAUAAAAUUAAAGCAAAACUAAUGAUAAAUAGCACAAACAAUUAGAAUAAAAUUGAAGCAGGACACAGAACAUAGAUUUAAAAAAAAACUCCACAAUAUUAUAUUACAACUAUAAGACUCCUGCAGGGGGUUAUGCUAUAUAGUUCCCUUUUAAACAUUUGUGUAUGAUUUCUGUGGUGCUCUUUCAGCAUGACAGCGGAUUGGCUGAGUGUGCGCACAUUUCAUUGCAGCUUGUCAACGCAUCUUUCUCAGUCACCACCGGAUGGGAGGAGAGGAGGAGGAUAGAUGUGUUAGAGUAGGUAGGGGAGAAAGAGAGGGGGAGGCAAGAAGGUGGAGGAACGGUUGGUUAAGAAAUAAAGGUGUAGCCUAAUCUACUGAGACACUCAAACGAGGGGCUCUUUCUCUAAAUGAUUUUCACGGCGGGCUUUGCCGUUUAUUCUAAGCAGAGCGAGUAGGGAAUCAUUCACUGUUCCUGACGCGUAAGGCUGUCCCUAUACGCCUUUGGGCAUCACCGCCGAUAAAGGAUGAUAGGCUUGAUUAUAUAGCGCAAAUUAAUAACAAAGUAUCCUUAGAAUCCACAGUGAAGAAAAAGGAGGAGGCAAACUAUGAUCCGAGGAUGAUUUCUGCUAGGAAAACUCCGGAGAAGAGUCGUUAUCCUAUCCACUAUUUGGUGUGGCACAACAAACACCGACAGCUGGAGAAAGAGCUGGCAACGAACGAGCAGACUGAUUUAGAGUCUCUGGACCCUCGUGGUAGGACUCCUCUCCACCUGGCUGUCACACUGGGCCACCUGGAAUGCGCAAGGGUCCUGCUGCAGCAUGGAGCUGACGUUAGCAAGGAGAACCGCAAUGGAUGGACCGUUCUUCAGGAGGCGGUGAGUACCAGAGAUCCGGAGUUGGUGCGUCUCGUGCUUCGUUACCGUGACUACCAGAGGACUGCCAAGAGACUGGCGGGCAUCCCCGUCCUGCUGGAGCGACUGCGCCAAGCCCAGGACUUCUAUGUUGAGAUGAAAUGGGAGUUUACCAGCUGGGUGCCCCUGGUGUCUCGAAUCUGCCCCAGCGACACCUACAGAGUUUGGAAGAGUGGUCAGUGUCUCCGUGUUGACACCACCCUGAUGGGCUUUGAACAGAUGACCUGGCAGAGAGGAAACCGGAGCUUCAUUUUCAGGGGACAAGACUCAAGCGCAGAAGUGAUGGAGGUUGACCAUGACAGGCAGCUGGUUUUCUGUGAGACCCUGUGCGUCUCGUCUCUCACAGCGCUGUCACCUGGCCGGAGGAAUGGGGGCGCUUGUAGCAGCACAGCCGCUGGUUUGGGUCUCCUGGGGGCGAUGCAGCCCAGCGACGAGCAGGUAGCAGCCAGGCUGUCUGCCCCUGUGGUGACCACUCAGCUGGACACCCGCAACAUCGCCUUUGAGAGGAAUAAGACAGGUAUCCUGGGCUGGAGAAGUGAGAAGACUGAAACAGUGAAUGGAUAUGAAGCCAAGGUGUAUGCAGCAUCCAACGUGGAGCUGAUCACCAGGACCAGAACUGACCAUCUGUCAGACCAGAACAAGAACAAGACAAAAGGUGGGAAGACUCCACUGCAGAACUUCCUUGGUAUCGCAGAGCAACACAUGGGGCCUAACAACGGGGCCCUGGUGACCCAGAUGUCGAGUCCUGCGGUGACCAACCCUGCAGCGCUGACGGCCGAAGAAUAUUUCAACCCCAGCUUGUCACCGACUCAGAGGGACAUCGGCCACCCGUGCCAGCUCACCACCAAGACCCAGAGGUUUAAAGCCAAGUUGUGGCUGUGUGAGUCCCAUCCUCUGUCCCUGGCAGAACAAGUGGUGCCUAUCAUCGAUCUCAUGGCGAUCUCAAACGCCCUGUUCGCCAAGCUGCGUGAUUUCAUCACUCUGCGCUUGCCGCCUGGCUUCCCUGUCAAGAUCGAGAUCCCUCUCUACCACAUCCUAAAUGCCAGGAUCACCUUCAGCAACCUGAACGGCUGUGAGGAGGGAACCGGCGUCCGCACCGACAACGACGUCGGGGUGGAGGGGGACGGACAGAGAGACACCCCAAGGACAGACACCCCGUCUCCGGGCAGCGACUCAUCCAGUGUCUCAAGCUCCAGCUCCACCAUGUCGUGUCGUGCUGGAGAGAUUCCCCCGUGUGUGUUUGAGCCCCCACCUGGAUACACCAUGCUUGGUGGCAAACAGAGAGACAGCAUGAGGGAGGAGGAGGAGGACCUGCUGCAGUUCGCCAUUCAGCAGAGCCUGCUGGAGGCCGGCUCCGAGUACGACCAGGUGACCAUCUGGGAGGCACUGACCAACAGCAAGCCAGGAACGCAUCCCCUGUCCUGUGACCCAAGUCGUCUCGAGAGGACCCCUCAGCACAAGCCACGCCCCCCCUCCAGCCUCUGCUCCACCCCUUCUAAGAAGCAGCCGACCACCUGCAGCUAUGAUGAGCAGCUGCGCAUCGCCAUGGAGAUCUCAGCCCGGGAGCAGGAGGAGGCUGAGCUGCGGCGACGGCAAGAGGAGGAGGAGCUACAGCGCAUCAUCCAGCUGUCACUCAUGGAGAAAUGAGAGCUGAGUGACCCAGUAGGGGGGGCGGGAAAGGGUCUGAAGGGAGGGGUCUGGACUAAGGACACAUGGGAGAAAAGGGCAGUACAGGCUACUUUAAAACUUUAAGCACACUCUGUAAGUGGCUGGAAAUAAUCAUCUGAGUGGUUUUCACACGAUCAAAUCGCCUCCUCUUUUCUCUCCCAGCGCCUUAGCCAGACCUCUCCCAUGAAGCCAUACAGUGAUGCGGCUGUCCAGGCCUCAGACGGCCAGAGAGGGACGCCAAGUUUCCUCUUUCUGGUGCCACAUGGUACUUUUCUUGACCAGUGCCAGUUUACAACCAACAAUACAUCUAAUACAAGAAGUUCAGAAUGCCUCCUUGGAUGAGUGAUUUCUGUCUGUUUGCAGGUGUGUGUGUGUGUGUGUGUGUGUGUGUGUUUCAAAACCAGCUCUCCGCGCAGGGGUCAUCACCUUCUGUCCUGUAAACGUAGUGUGUUAGGCCAACUCUCGCUCCAGCACUAACACACACGCUCACCGAGUCCAUUUGCCACUGAGUUGUGCUGGUUUUCAGUCUUAACUGUGAUUGUGUAGAUGGAGCAGUGACAAGUCAGAACCGCUUGGUGUGUGGAGAACACUGUGACCUUCCAUAAAGGUCGGUCAAGUUGAGUUGAAUGUCGACAAACCAUCUGACUUUCUCAGUUUUUAAUGGGAAUCGUUAAAAAAAAAAAACAGACUGGUAAAUUUCUUUUUUGAUUUGCACAAAAUCCAGAUGUACUGUACUUAGCUUGUGGGUGGAUCACAUAUAUGACUGUAAUGGAUGUAGAUGAUGAGUUUGAGCACAAAGUAAACUCAGGCCAGUGCUAGUUUCAGCCUGAGGUUAGACUUGCAGGAGCACAGAUAUGAUGACUAACUAUACUGUAUGUGACUGUGAAUGAGUUUGUCGCAGGCCUGUGUGUGUAAUCCAAACAAUAAAAGGGACAAUGCUUGUGGUUUGUGAGCAGAUUGUGGAGUAGAAACGUAACUGAAAGAGAUUUUCUGUAUAUUUGCAUCUUCUCACCUUACAUGAGCAGAUGAUUUCUGUGUUUCUGUGUAGUCACGGUACAGUGUGUGUGUGUACAAUAUUUCAGCAUGGUCUGCACCCGUGUGAGGUGUCGUUUUGUGUGACUCGAGUCCAGCCUGGAGACCUGCAAUAUCACACUGAAAAUGUACCCUGAAGGAGUCACUGCGGAGGCUGCUAUCAACAGCAGUGUUAGGUUUUAUUGCACCAGAGAGCAAAUUAGCUCCUCACCACAACAGGGAAACUAAACGUGUAAAAUCACCCCCCAAAAAAUUGGAUUGGAAAGAUUUUUCAAGUCCUAGCUCUCAUAAUUGUAAGUAAUUUAAUAUUGCAGGGCUCAAGGCUAGCCAAACACUGAGAAACAUGUUUUGUUGCAAGAGACAGGGGAGGAGAGGACCAGCUUGUUUUUUCUGUUUCUUUUUGUAUUAUUUCUUUGAAAGAAAUGUAAAACUUUCACACUACGAUAUCAGCACAAACCGAGGAGAAUCACCUCUCUCUCCUCUCUAAUUCAUAGUUAAGCUUGCCUGGUUGAUAAGAAAAAUACUCAUUUUUUUACUUUUUAAAAAAUGUUGCAGAAAAAGAGAUGUGGCAGGAUGUUUUCAUGGUGUAUGCUGGAAAGUGAAUUCAGAUAAUGAUUCAAAUAAAGAAACAUCUUUUGGAGCAGCAACAUACGAGUAGGUUAUUUUUUAAAUCCUGUUUCAAUUUGCAGACAGCUUUCACAUCUUGUAAAUCCCUUGACACCGCCCAAUCCACCAUCUCCCUGAGUUCUAGCUGUAGCUCUCCACUCAAAGUUAGUUUUCUGGUCCUCUCCAGUGAAGGACAGUGACAAAAGCAAUUAAUUUCUCACAAGAUAUGGAAAGCUGCAGCAUCAUUCGGCACCAUAGAGAGUGAGUUGGGUCUGUUUUUAGCAGCUUCCACCUCCAUCAUCCUCCGUGUGACAUGGAUUCCCAGCGCCUCAGCCAGAUCCAAGGGGGUUUUUGCCUGUAAGUUAUUUUUGGCUUGACAGGGAGGAAAAGGACAGCUUAGAGACUCUAAACCCUCUAAGAAAUACCACUCAGUGCACCAAGGCUGCUUUCAUGGUGGGUGAGAGAGAAUAGAGGAAAAAAAUGAAAUCAUUUUUUUAUGUGAAUCAGCAGUGUGCAGCCGCAACAUCUCCCCUUGCUCUGACUCAGCCCGACAUUAUGAAUAACAUCAGGACGGUGGAAGCGUUGGGCGUGUGAAGGGAAUCUGUAAAGAGCCACAGACAUAAAACCCGAUGUGUGUGUGAGAGACAGAGUCUGCUAGAAAGAGAAGCAGAGAGCAUCAGUAUGCAGAGAGGAAGGAUGCCAAUCUCAGUCGUCACACCCAGGGAGACAAACACUCGCUCUAACCCUCUCUCUUCUGCUCCACUGAUUUUAUUCCUCACUGUUUCAACUAUUUUCCUCUUCACAACAGAUCAAUUUGGGGCAUGAACUGCUUAAAAACAAACAAAAAAAAAGUACUUCAGCCCGUCUGCUCUGUCUGCUGAAGUGGAUUUAAUUGGUGAAAUCAUCAGGGGAUCUGAGCUUUCCUUUUAAUUCACAAGAAAAACACUCAAACACAGAAUAUUAGAAAAUAUGAAACUUGUGAGUUUGAUGUCUUUCUCUUAUUUUAACUUUCAGUCUGGUCAAAUCCUUUAAUGUCAUUCUUUCCCAGUCACCGCUGCUAUGUGAUUUGUGUGUGUGUGUCACAGCAGGGGCUCUGGUGGCCUACAUCUCCGUGUUUAAUUACCCACAUGAAACAGUAGGUAAAAUGUCAGCCUGAAAUAAGCUGCACUGAGCGCUGAUGGAGAUCAUUUCCCAGAGGAGACGGGAGAGGACUGACUUCUUCAAAGACACAGUCAUUUGUAGUUAAAAAUGACAAGUAGAAUGAAUUUCUUUUAACUCUAAGGUUAUGGGGUGAUCAGUGGUGACAUUUGACCACAAUGGAGCAUUUACAAUACUCUUAGAGAUUUACUUUUUACAAUAUAACUCCUGUAACUACACAUUUUCACUACAUUUUACCCAUUUUCCCACCUUCUCCUGUGCCCGUAGAGAUGUUUAAAACUGUAGUUCUCUGCCUGGC